UUUAGGCCUGUUUUUGCUGACUACAUCGUGUACGAGCAGCACCGUCACGAGUUCAUGAACCAGCCUCGCGCAAGAGCGGCACUUCUUCAUGGUGGCCUCAUAUGGCGGCUGGCUUUACAUAGUCUUGGGUUCGAUGUUCUCCCCUCCGUUCUCGAUGGCAUUUCGCGGGAAGCGGUACCGUUUGGCCUCAUGCUGGACAUUAAUGGCCAGACUUAUUUUGAUGAUGAGCUGUCAGAAGAGGAGGUAGAUUUCAUGUGCGGGACGUAUUAUCUGCAUACCAACGACGGGAAUGUUGAAAUCGUCUCCUGGUGGCCCAGGCCCCAGGCCUGGGCUGCCUCAGGACUAAACGUGGGGUUCUGGUCCAGUCAAUGCGAAUUUUGGUUCCAGUCACGCCUGGACAACAUUCGACUGGGUGUUUCACGCGAGCGACAUACAUUCACUGAUGAUGCGAACGGUCCAAUGACUGGCUCGAAGUGGAAAGGCUCACUCAAAUUCAAUGCAGGCACCAACAAAAUGAUGAAAAAUGUCGACGCGGCGUCUUGCAGUUUUCUU
Suillus clintonianus is the source of this 552-nucleotide messenger RNA. RefSeq lists its product as uncharacterized. The transcript has 2 exons. The record is from RefSeq and is a predicted model, not a curated record. The annotation marks the transcript as partial. Lineage: Eukaryota; Fungi; Basidiomycota; Agaricomycetes; Boletales; Suillaceae.